CGACAAUUUCUGUAGAACAAUGACCGAUACGAUAACAUAACUCCAAAUGUUGGUCAGAUUUUUAAAAUGACGCUUUUGCAUAUUGGUCCUGCAUUUCUAUUGCUGUUUGGUGGUCUGCAUCAAGUAACGACUUCGGGAAGCUGCGAAAGUACAAUUUUGGAGAAAUUAAACCACGAACUGAACAGCUCGUCUUCUCCUACAUAUCACGUCACAGCAAAGGAUGUUUUAAAAACCUUCUUCUUAAGAAUCAAUGGACAAUAUAGAUUUAAUGCAACAAAAGAACGCAGAUGUAAGGACAAGCAAAUAACUUUUGAGCAGUUUAUAGACAGAACAAGCAGACAUCUGAGUAAGCGUACUGUAUGUGGAAGCUCCUACUUCAGGAUCAGCGUGGCAGCCCUCGCCAUUUUUCUUCACUUAGACAGGUAUGUCUGCGGGGAACAUAACGAACCUUACCAGAGAUAUCUAGACCAAAUCACCCACCCGGAUCUUCUGCGCUUCCUCAGCUUUCAUACCCGUCACAGCAGGAACAGGACGAUAUCCUCUAAUAGGCAGUGUCUAAAUUAUGUCAGACUGCAAAGAAUGUUAAGUAUGAUUCGAGAGGAACAACAACAUUUUCAACAUCAACAUUCCAAACGCUUCUUGUCAUCAGAGAGUCCAACUUCUAAUGGGAUUAAAGAAAAACAGGACAUGUUUUUCACGCAUUUAUCAAAUGUGACGUCAUACUCAGGCAACAUUACUACACUGAAUACUACAGAAUCUCCAUUGAUGUCAACCUUUGAUUUGUACCACAACAACACAGACAUCCAUUGCUUCCUUGCACAUUCGAAUUCCCACGUAGUCUGUUUUGGCUUUAAUUCAAAUUAUAUACUCACAUCUUUUCACUGUUCGAGACUGAGGAAGUCAGACCUGUAUAAUUGUGUGAAGUACAGACGAAAUGCUCGAAUCAAACUCGACAAUGAAACCUUGACUCUUGUUUUGUUUUCUAAAUUAAACACUGAAAACUACGACGACUUGAUCUCAAAGUUGAAUUUAGCGUUUCCGUUAGAAUCCCUUCCAUGGGUAAUAAAAUAUCAGACUUAUAAACCCCUCCGACUACAGAUAAAUCAAACUCUCACGAUUGCUGAAAAGCUUGAAAUUCCAGACACUAUUUCAAUACAGAACAUGGCAAAUGAUCUACCCAAGGUCAUGCCCACUGCAAAAGGUCGCCACCAGCACAAAGAAAGUAAAAAUAGUACGCUACCUCAAACAGACGGCAAGGCGAAAAAGCCCAAUCAGCAUGAAAGUCAUAAUCACGUGACACAAGAAGAAGCCCGAGCGGGUCUUUUAGUAUUUGCAGUCAUUAAAGAGUAUUUGCUACAGCCGAGUGAUUUACCCUGUCCGUCAGAUGUGCUUCACCAGCUUUAUUCCUACUUCAAAAACCCCAAUUCCCAGUAUCUCACAUUUAAUGAUUUGCAGAAGAAAUUCCAGAAUUUUUUGGAUGGUACCUCUGUGUCAAAGCCACAUCAAACUCAUUCUCACCAAAAAAGAUCUCUUACUAAGGAUGCAUUACAACAAUUAAGCUUAAAGGAAAGCAAACAUCAAAACACAAAAUACGACCAUUAUCCAUCACAGAAUGAACAGGAUCUCCACACCAGAAGUGGACACCAGUUUGAGCAUCAUCACCACUAUUCCAACCCUAUCCCUGGGCAUGGGCAUCAUGAAAAUCCGCUUACCGGACAUGGAAAUCAGCAACCAUCACGUGCUCAUAGUAACCUUUGUUCCCGUCUUUUCUCUUUCGAGCACAAUGAAAGAAAUGAUCAUCAUGGAGAAAGUAUAAACAAGAUAAACUGGACGAUAUCUUAUGUGAUUCACGUUAUUUAUAAUUAUUGGGACACUACUGUAGAAUUUAUAAUUUAUUGGGACACCCUAACCUCUGUGACUUCUAUCUAUUUUGGUGGGAAACGAACAACAAUCGGUCUACAAGACUUACAUGAAAUGGCGCCUGCUCUUUUACUAUUGCUGACGCAUGGUAAUGAAGAAGCCGUUUCAACUCACUCUGAAGUGACAUACAUGCAAAGUUACGGUCUCGGGACUCUCUGUGUUGUAUUCUUGAGCCUCGCCUCGGUUCUGGGAGCUAUAUUUAUUAAGAUCACAGGGACCAAGAAGAAGGCGUACCUUCUGUCCUUUCUCCUGUCUCUCUCCGUGGGGUGCUUGCUGGGGGACGCCAUUCUUCACCUGGUCCCAUCUGUAUUGGGGAAACACGACCAUGACAACCUUGGGAAACUCAUUAUCCUCAUAGCUACAAUGUACGCGUUCUUCCUGAUACAAAUGAUUGUCAGUCUGUUCCACAGGAAUCAUGAUCAUUCUCAGAUAUUUAUGAAAGAAAGUCAGAAAUCGCAAGAGAUUCAUGUGUCUAAGAAUGAAAUAAUGGAACUUGAAAAUAAGGCAAGAAAGAAUGACGCCGUGCUUAACAACACCCCAAGGGAGGAUAAUCCGAUGGAGCGACAAGAGUCUAACGAGAGUCAGAAGGACCUGACGAUAGAAGAAUGUCCAUCAGAGUCCAACGUCUCCACGUACGACAAAGACAUCAUUCCCGCCGUGUGGAUGGUAAUCAUUGGUGACUGUGUACAUAACUUUGCUGACGGUCUCGCCAUUGGCGCCACGUUCACCCAGAGUUUAACAGAGGGAUUGUCCACGGCAAUAGCAGUGCUCUGUCAUGAGGUUCCACACGAGUUAGGUGAUUUCGCCAUCUUGCUCGCCGCUGGCUUCACAGUGAAGAGAGCCAUUGUGGUUAAUCUUCUCUCCAGCAUCACCGCCUUCGUUGGACUCUUCAUAGGAAUCUCCGUGGGCGCGGAGUUCAAGAUCUGGAUCAUUGCUGCUGGGGCCGGCAUGUUUCUAUACAUUUCUCUGGGAACGAUGAUUCCAGAGCUGGUCCGUAUAUUCAGAAACAAUCCAUGUAAAGAAAUGUUCUUUUCCUUGAAUGCGGGCUAUAUUUUUGGAGUGGUGGGAAUGUUGUUGUUGGCAAUUUACGAAGAGGGAAUAAAAAUUACGUAA
Messenger RNA from Saccostrea cuccullata (small rock oyster), 3033 nucleotides. RefSeq names its product zinc transporter ZIP10-like. Bases 67 to 3033 code for a protein of 988 amino acids. Gene Ontology annotation, molecular function: zinc ion transmembrane transporter activity; monoatomic cation:bicarbonate symporter activity. Gene Ontology annotation, cellular component: plasma membrane. Gene Ontology annotation, biological process: intracellular monoatomic cation homeostasis; zinc ion import across plasma membrane. The record is from RefSeq and is a predicted model, not a curated record. The transcript is spliced from 14 exons. NCBI's taxonomy places the organism in Eukaryota, Metazoa, Mollusca, Bivalvia, Ostreida, Ostreidae.